Molecule: messenger RNA, 1257 nt
Organism: Knipowitschia caucasica
Lineage: Eukaryota; Metazoa; Chordata; Actinopteri; Gobiiformes; Gobiidae
Source: the annotation of a GenBank genome assembly
AUGAAGACAGAGAGGCCGAAGCCAAACACCUUCAUCAUCCGCUGUCUCCAGUGGACCACAGUCAUCGAAAGAACGUUCCACGUGGACUCUCCUGAUGAGAGGGAUGAGUGGACAGAAGCCAUCCAGAUGGUGGCCGAUAAGUUGCAGAAGCAAGAGGAAGAAAGGAUCCAGUGCAGCCCAACAUCCAACAUCGACAACAUGGUGGAGGAGGAGAUGGACAUAUCCACGACGCACCACAAACGCAAAACCAUGAGUGACUUUGAUUACCUGAAGCUGCUUGGUAAAGGGACAUUUGGAAAAGUCAUCCUUGUACGAGAGAAGGCCAGUGGAAAAUACUACGCCAUGAAGAUUCUAAAGAAAGAAGUCAUCAUUGCCAAGGAUGAAGUGGCGCACACACUCACAGAAAGUCGAGUUCUGAAGAACACCAGGCAUCCGUUUCUAACAUCUCUGAAGUACUCGUUCCAGACAAAAGACCGCCUCUGUUUUGUCAUGGAGUAUGUAAAUGGGGGCGAGCUGUUUUUCCAUUUGUCCAGAGAGAGAGUGUUCUCAGAGGAACGCACGCGCUUCUACGGAGCCGAGAUAGUGUCUGCACUGGACUACCUGCAUUCAGCCAAGAUCGUGUACCGAGACCUCAAGUUAGAAAACCUGAUGCUCGACAAAGAUGGCCACAUGAAGAUCACUGAUUUUGGCCUGUGCAAAGAGGGUAUCACAGACGCUGCCACCAUGAAAACAUUCUGUGGGACGCCGGAGUAUCUGGCCCCUGAGGUCUUGGAGGAUAACGACUACGGCCGUGCGGUGGACUGGUGGGGUCUGGGCGUGGUCACGUACGAGAUGAUGUGUGGACGUCUGCCCUUUUACAACCAGGACCACGAGAAGCUGUUCGAGCUCAUUCUCAUGGAAGACAUCAAGUUCCCACGCACGCUCUCCUCAGAUGCAAAGUCUCUGCUGUCCGGCCUGCUCAUCAAAGACCCCAACAAGAGGCUCGGGGGAGGACCUGACGACGCUAAAGAAAUAAUGAGACACAGUUUCUUCACUGGAAUCGAAUGGCAGGACGUCUACGAUAAAAAGCUGGUCCCUCCCUUUAAGCCUCAGGUGACGUCAGAGACAGACACCAGAUACUUCGACGAGGAGUUCACGGCACAGACCAUCACCAUAACUCCACCAGAGAAAUUCGAUGAGGACGGUAUGGACUGUCUGGACAAUGAGAGACGACCGCACUUCCCGCAGUUUUCCUACUCGGCCAGCGGGCGGGAGUAA